Acanthopagrus latus (yellowfin seabream) is the source of this 3059-nucleotide messenger RNA. It is a transcript of the gene cln6b, whose product is annotated as CLN6 transmembrane ER protein b. The record is from RefSeq and is a predicted model, not a curated record. The coding region runs from base 1017 to 1985 and encodes 322 amino acids. NCBI's taxonomy places the organism in Eukaryota, Metazoa, Chordata, Actinopteri, Spariformes, Sparidae. The transcript is spliced from 9 exons.
CACGAGACAGACAGCAGGUCAGGACACUCGGCUGGGAAACAUGUUGGUAAUACAUCGUUCACAUGAUCAGAGACUGUUCACGGUGUUAGAUGUUGAUAUGGUGCAUUACAGUAAAUUAACAACAUCUCUUAUGGCUUCAGGGCUGAGACCCAGUUAUCAGAAGUCAAGGAGACUGAAAAUCAUCUGUAGUAAAAUGAAAAUCUUUGAACGAGCAGCGAUUAAAUGAACCAAUAAAGUUCAACUUACUCAGGUUCUGUUCUUUAAUACAAUUUUCAUCUGCUUCACUUGUGUAUUUCUUUUUUCUGCUACUUUAAACUUCAUCUCCACUACAUUUACUUGAUAAAUUAAUCUAAUUACUUUAUAAAUUCAGAUUACUCUGUAUAUAGGUUAUUAAUAGUGUCAUUUUCAAAAUGUGCAACAGACAAAGCCUUAGAAUAUCACAAUAUCAGAAUAAAUAUCAUAUGAAGUGAGUUUGGUUUCGCAGGUUGAGGCGUCGUCUCUCUGAACGAUGACGCUUCACACGCCCUCGACCUCCACAGACUCGUGAAUCAAUCCAUUUAAUUUCCAUGUCAGCAACUGAAGGAAAGGUGUGAGCACUGAUACGUUCUUUAUUUUAAAUGGGUCUUGAUCAGAAUCAUUACCACAGCAGUCAGAGCAGCAUCAUUUGAAAACUGAGUGAAAACAUCUGCUGUGACAUCACAGAGGGGGCGUGGCCAGCCGACAGGUUCAGGUUUCCCUGGAGUCUCAUUUCAUUUCAUAACAACCAAAACCAGCGUUAAGGUUACAAGACGUCAGCCUCUGUGAACAAUGAUGCUGUCAAAGAAAAACUAAAAAGCACGAUCGACCUGACGCGACAUCUUCAUCACAUUAAUGACUUUAAAAAGCUGAUUAGCUCGCUGACGUGCAGUUCUGCAUUAGUUUACUGAUGUAACAUGAAUCACCAAGGCUGAAGGCUCCACCUGCAAAAUGUGUUUAAAUACUGAAGAUUACAAACUUAGGGAACAACAGUGAUAGAGAUGGUGACCUGGAAAAGAGAGAUGCAGCCGUCCAUCCGGAGGAAACAGAACUCAGUUCUGCAUGCAGCAACUUUCAUGAGCAGCCGCUCGGCCGGUUCUGUGGAGAUGGAGGAGGUUCUGUUGAAUCCCCGGUUCCACCUGGACCUCUGGCUCGCUUUCACUCUCCAGAACUGGAUCCUGGAUGUGGGCCGGCCUGUUGUCACGCUCGUCCUCCCUGCAGACUGGACUCCUCUGAACCGUCCCGGUGCUGCAGAAUACCUCCACAUCCUGUACAACAUCACCGCACCGCUCAUACUGCUCAAAAUGCUUGAACGCAGCCCGAGGACGCUGCCCCGCACCGCCGUCCGCCUCGGCGUCAUCACUGUUGUCAUGGGGACCAGCCUCCACCUGGCCGCCGACUCCAUCACCCGCCGGCUGAUGCUGAUUGGCUACCAGCUGCACCUGUCGGUCAGAGACAACCCGGUCAUGAAGAACCUCAAACCGUCCUCUCUGAUCGACGCCUUCGAGCUUCUGUUUUACUACGACGACACUCUGGGUCAUCUGAUGUGGUAUGUUCCUCUCUUCCUCGUCCUCUUCCUCUUCUUCAGUGGUUGUUUCAGUCACAGGAAACAGGAGGAGAAGACGCCGGCAGCAGCGUGGAUGCUACUCAUCCCCAACGCCGCCUACUACUGGUACCUGAUCACUGAGGGACAGACCUUCAUCCUCUUCAUCUUCACCUUCUUCGCCAUGAUGGCCACAGUGAUGCACAAGAGGAGGCGGGGCAUGGUUCCCGAUGGCAACGGCCUCCUCACGCUCUACAGUCCGAGCUGUCUGGUUGGUAGUUUCUCCGCAGCUCUGGUCCUGGUGGCGGUCUGGGUUGCCUGGCUGUGGAGCGACGGCGUCCUGAGGAAGAAGCAUCCCGGCCUGAUCUACGUUCCACAGCCUCGCACCGUAUACACACUGUACCUGCAGCAGAACAACCACACAUAACACACCUGCUGCUGUAAACCCCGCCCCCCCCCAACAGACUCAAUGUGUCUGUAAUCGGACCAGAGGAAAGCGGAACCACAGGCUCUGCAGCCAGACAGAUGUGAACGGACAAUCAUUGGACCUCCACUGCUCUGCUAGUGACGUUCAAAUGUUGUAUCAGUCUCAGACUGUGCCGACCGUCUGGCCUCAGUGUCUCAUUCUGACCGAUUCUGUGGAGACCGAGCUGACCUGACCUGCUCAGACGGCCUGUCGGAGCUGCUUCUCAUGUAUUUAAUUUAUAUAGAUUUUCCAUUAUUCUCAUCUAAACUGGGCCCAGUGUGUGACCCCGACCUGGCGAACCCCCACUGGGUUUAACUGUUGUUUUUCAUCUUGGCUUAUCUGAUCAAGAUUAGCCUUGUUUCAGAGUCACCAUUUAAUCCUACUGCUCUACGGCUCGGUUCAGGAGCAAAGUCGCCGUUGCCUGUAUUUUAUUUCCCCACACGUCUGCUUCUCCUGUCAAACCAUCAGAUAAAGACAGAAAACCCUCUUCAGCUGUGGGUGAAGGGAAGGAUCCAGAACAACUGGAGAGAAAAGAACACUAACAAUAUAACAACAUGCGGACGAUGGACCGGCUCCAGCCUGAGGCGACGACACAAAGGGGGGAAAGACGCUGAUAUUAUUAUUAUAAGUAGUAAUAGUACUAUACAAAUAUAUUCAUGUAUUGUUUUGUGUUAUUGUCUGUGUAUUUUGUGACACUUUUGUCUAAUUUGCGCCCUUUGUUGUUGUUUUCGUUUCCACAUUGCGCUGAUAAAGAAACCCCCUCUGUACGUUUCUGAAAAUCACAGAUAUGUUGAAGUUUUCUAUUUUUAAUGUUACGACUGCGCUGGGCUAUGGUCUGGUUAGGAGUUAGAUACAGAAACCACCUGGUUAGAAGAGGGAAAGAUUAUGUUAUUGUGUUACGAUGCCACAAAUAUGGCUGAAUAUUGUCCUGAUGUAAUGUUGUGAUAUGGUCUCAAACAGUGUGCUCUGACACCAUCAUCCCCUCCACUUCCUGAUAUGAAUUACAGCUCAUAUUGUAGAAAUUCUCUAUGUAAA